Molecule: messenger RNA, 3484 nt
Organism: Diorhabda carinulata
Lineage: Eukaryota; Metazoa; Arthropoda; Insecta; Coleoptera; Chrysomelidae
Gene: Lis-1
Product: lissencephaly-1 homolog
Exons: 8
Coding region: 233-1468 (411 amino acids)
Biological process (GO): mRNA splicing, via spliceosome
Cellular component (GO): U4/U6 x U5 tri-snRNP complex
Molecular function (GO): U4 snRNA binding; U6 snRNA binding; protein binding
Source: RefSeq, a predicted model, not a curated record
AAUUUUUCCGUAUAUUGGCACUACUGAACUAUUAGUCAUUUAAAAAAUGUUAAAAUUUCAUAUUUCAUGCGCAUUGUAUUCGUGUGGACUGUGGCAGUUGGUGGUGUUGGUGUAAUAGAAAAUAUUAAUAAAUUACGUAGACUCUCUAUUUGUGAAAUUGUGCAAAUUUUUAAUUUCCUUGGAGGAAGUGUGAUGCUGUAGAGAAUAUACGAGUCAGCUUCGGAACAUUAUCAUGAAAAUGGUCUUGUCUCAACGCCAGCGAGAAGAGCUUAAUAAAGCCAUCGCUGAUUACCUCAGCAGUAAUGGGUAUACGGAUGCCUUGGAAGCCUUUAAGAAAGAGGCCGAUAUGCCGGGAGAAGUCGAAAGAAAAUUCGGCGGUCUUCUAGAAAAAAAAUGGACGUCGGUCAUCAGGUUACAGAAAAAAGUAAUGGAAUUGGAAUCGAAAUUGAACGAAGCCGAAAAGGAGUACAUCGAAGGCGCGCCCACACGAAAUAAACGAACCCCAUCGGAAUGGAUACCUCGACCUCCGGAAAAAUUCUGUCUCACAGGUCACCGAGCGCCUGUGACUCGAGUAAUUUGUCACCCUGUAUUCAGCUUGAUGGUAUCUGCGAGCGAAGACGCCACGAUCAAAGUAUGGGACUUCGAAACAGGCGAAUUUGAACGUACCCUCAAAGGCCACACGGAUUGCGUUCAGGAUAUAGCUUUCGAUACAUCCGGAAAAUUAUUGGUGUCUUGUAGCGCAGAUAUGAGUAUAAAAUUAUGGGAUUUUCAACAAACAUACGAAUGUGUACGUACUAUGUUGGGACACGAUCACAAUGUUUCUAGCGUAUCCUUCAUGCCGGCUGGUGAUUUCGUUAUUUCGUCUAGUAGGGAUAAGACCAUCAAGAUGUGGGAAGUAUCCACCGGAUAUUGUGUCAAAACGUAUUCCGGUCAUCGGGAUUGGGUGAGAAUGGUACGAGCAUCGCCGGAUGGAACGUUAUUAGCAAGUUGCUCCAACGAUCAGAGUGUCAGAAUUUGGGUAGCCUCGUCUAAAGAAUGUAGGGCGGAAUUAAGGGCGCACGAUCACGUAGUUGAAUGUAUAUGUUGGGCGCCGGAUUCUGCAGCUGGACCGAUUAAUGAAGCUGCCGGAGCUGAUAAUAAAAAAGGGGCACAUAAUGGACCUUUCCUCGCUUCGGCUUCUAGAGAUAAAACAAUUAGGAUAUGGGAUGUCGGUGCUGGUAUUGCUCUAUUUGUGUUAACGGGACACGACAAUUGGGUAAGAGGAGUAGUAUUUCAUCCCGGAGGCAAAUUUUUGGUAUCUGCUAGCGAUGACAAAACGCUUAGGGUUUGGGAUUUGAGGAAUAAACGUUGUAUGAAGACUCUGGAGGCACAUAAACAUUUUUGCACAUCUUUGGAUUUCCACAAGGCGCACCCCUACGUCAUCUCGGGCAGUGUAGAUCAAUCUGUAAAAGUGUGGGAAUGUCGUUAAAUUCCACACGAGUGUCGUAAUAACUAGAUUUCUUUUUUCCAAGCGGGUCGAAAUAAGAAUGUUCUCGAAAAAAUAAUGACACUAGUUCCGUUAAGAUCAACCAGUGCGUGCAAGUAGAACGUUUCAGCCCUGGUACAGAUUCCCUUUACCCCUUUUUAUUUUUUCUUUUAAAUAAAAAAAGUUUAUUUAACAAUAUUAUUUAAGAAAUAACUUAUAUAUAUAUUUUUUUUUGUUAAUUUUAAUCCACAGCUCUAGAAGUUUCACGUGUAAUUUUUACUAUGUUGAAUGUUUUUUUUAAUGCAUACGAUAUUUGUAUAAUUCUUAUGUUUCUAUGUGAUAUUCUAGUGGGAUUUUUAGAGCGUAACUUUAGCAUAUAUUUAAAUAUAGAUGCUUUUUAGAAUAACUUGCAAAAAUCGUGAGUAGCUAAUUAUUUAGAUAGCGGGAGUGUGGUUUUACCAGCACUGGUUACAGAUCCCGGACAACUUAUUUCAACAAUUAUAUAUAUAUAUAAAAAAAAUUAUAAUUCUUCUGCUAAACAGCAUUAUUGCAACCACUGUUCAAAUUUAAACUGGUAUUUUUUUGUGAAAUCAACCUCAAUUACUUCGCCAAAAGAACUACCAAUAUUCAUAGAAAUUGGAUAUUUUUUUCUACUAAUUGUAACUUUUCAUUAUAUCCAGUUAGAGGUACCCAAACGAUGAAAAAAUACUGCGGACAAAUAUUAUCCAAAGUUUUUAUUUCAAAAUGUAAAAACUGUAGGUCAUUUCGAUAACUUGUGGAUAAACUGACCCAACAGCUGCCGUACUUGAACUAUUUCAUCUGAAAUUGUUUAUUUACCAUACAAACUCCACAAUACAAAAUCAAAAGAGAAAGACCACAAUUAAACUAAAAGAAGUUAAGUAAUCGGUUUGUUUAAACAAUUUCACAUAGUUUCGCAUCCAUGGAAAUCAUUCGAAACCUAUAGAACGAUUUUUUUUGUGUAAAAGUGUCAUUUUCUAAUUUUGACUCCAUUUUAUAAAAAUUCUUAUAUAGAUUACAACUAUGUUUAAAAUAUGUCAAUUUUUCUAGUAAAAGAAAAUAAAUAUCAGUAUUUUUAACAAACACAGGGGAUCGAACAAAAUCUUCGGAAUCGUUUUAUUUUCAAGAGCCAUAUUAUAGAAUAAAUACUCCAUAAUAAGUCACAGUGGUAGGAUUAAAUAAAUGAUUCAAUACCACAUUGUUUCUAAUCGCUAUCAAACGUGUAGAAUUGUUCUGUAUUGAUUAGAUACCUUGAGGUUCAUUUGAACUACUAGUAUGUGAUUUUCAUCUAACGUAUAGAAGAAAUGAAACCUUUUUAUUUUACCAUUUUGAUUAAUAUCCGGGGAUACAUUUGAACUACUGUAAAAAAACUAUACGGAUUUUGACAAUUUAACUUAUAUCUUUGAACUGUACGAUAAUAUCAAUUGAAUAGAUACCUUGAGGUUCAUUUGAACUACUAGUAUAUAAUAUUGAAAGUUAACAAUAUAUAGAUUACACAUUUAUGUAGUAGAAUUUGGCACAGAUAAAAUAUAGCAAGAUCCAGUUUAUAUCCUAUUAUGUGACAUAAUAAAAUUUCUUUUUUUGUCAAAAUCUGUUAUAUUUAGUUAUUUUUUUUAAAUCUUACUCUUGAAAAUUUAUUCUGUUAAUGGAUUUGAGUAACUUCUAAUUUUUUAUAUGGUAAUCUCGCUCCGCAAAAGAACCAACUCAAGUUUUGUCGAUCUUUUGAGCGUUUAGUACUAGUUUUAUAUGAAAAAAAUAAACAAUCGUGACAACAAGUUUAAUAAACUAUAACUGCUAAUUAAUUUCGCGUAUAUUCCAUGUAGUUAAGAUUUCCUCAAAAGGUAGACGAAGUUUUCUCAGCUUGCUUGAAUCUGCAUGUUGCACAACUAUUUAUGUAACCACUCGUGUACUUUCACAUGCAUAUAAUAUUGUACUCUUUAAUAGAAGUUGUGAAUAAAUACUUGUCUGUAUAUAUUUAAGAAUAAAAUUUCUCCCAAUGAG